AUGGACGGAUUGUGGGCACGGAAGGACGGCGGAAACGGUCUUGUGGACGAGCAGGGACUCCGUGCACCACUCUCGGGUGGACUCGGUUGGGAGUCCAGGAUGCGUUCCCGCUGGAAUGACUGGCUGCGCAAGCUCGACGUUUACCCCAAGACUGUCGAGGACGUGCGCUUACGUUCUGUGACAGGAGGCAUCAUCGCUUUAUUUUCGUACAUUUGCAUCGGUAUUCUGGUCGUUUCAGAGUUUCUGCGGUGGUUGCAGCCCCAGCUCCACUCUAACGUGCUCGUGGACGCGCGCUCGAUUCUCGAUACCGAGCCAAUCACGGUAGAUCUGGGCAUAGAUCUCCUCGCUGUCGGUUGUGACGAGUUUAGCCUUGACGCGCUCACUGCGAACGGCGCGCAGCUCCCCAACAGUGUUGUGGAGCUGCGUAAACGCCCAUUGGAUGCGAGCGGUCAACCUGUGAUAUUUCCCCGAGGUGCAUUCGGACGCAGUCGUCUGCGGAACGAGCGAGGUGGCGUAGCGCCAGCACCUCAGGCGCUAACGGAAGACCCGCCAAACACACAGCAACUCGAAGGGCGAGUAUCCCAGGAAGUACGCGCGCAACUGAAACAGUAUCGCGAAGAGGCGAUAGCUUUCCGUGAUCGCCUUGCAGCGUUGAACAAGACCGGUGUUGCGUAUUGUGGCUCCUGUUAUGGUGCUGUGCCUCAAACAGAUCAAGUCGGGGAGGCGAAUCAAAUAACGUCCGGAGUAUGCUGCAACACCUGUGAUGAAAUUCGCGUCCUGUACGAGGAACGGAACUGGGCAUUCGAUCAAGUGCUUCGAACGGCGGAGCAGUGUGCUGAAAAACGCUACUUGACGCUGCUUCACGAAGCCGGUCGUGUUCAGUCUGGUGGCUGUCGAGUGUCCGCACGUUUACAGCUACCACGGGUGGCGGGCAACUUUCACUUUGCUCCGGGCAAGGGCCAUACGCACCGUAUGGGCCAUCAUGUUCAUUCGGUAGAUGAUCAGUUGCUCCACCGCACCUAUAAUUUCUCGCACCGUAUUCGGCAUUUGCGGUUUGGUCCGCUGUUCCCGCACCAGCAGAAUCCACUUGACGGCGCGAUGCGGAUUCUGGAGCAACCGCCGCCGGGGUCACCUUUUGGCAACAUGGUGCUGUAUUAUUGCAAGCUUAUACCGACAACAUACCGUCGAGACCGCCAGCGCGGCGACGCACUUCGAUCGAUGGAGUACGCAGCCGCAGACCUGACACAAUCAUCGGAACAGGAUCGGGUGGGAAUCACGCAUAGUACGGGUGCAUUGCCAGGAAUAUUCUUUUUUUACGAACCUCAGCCUUUGCAAAUCGCGUACUUUGAAGGUCGGAUGUACGGUUUGCUGCAUUUCAUCGUCCAGCUAUGUGCCAUUGUUGGAGGCGUUUUUACCGUAAGCAGUAUGAUCGAUCGUUUUGUAUUUGGGGCGGGAACCUUCAUUCGGGCGCAGAAGCGCCGGCUCGGCAAGCUUGGGUAA
Messenger RNA from Cyanidioschyzon merolae strain 10D, 1500 nucleotides. RefSeq lists its product as hypothetical. NCBI's taxonomy places the organism in Eukaryota, Rhodophyta, Bangiophyceae, Cyanidiales, Cyanidiaceae. The record is from RefSeq and is a predicted model, not a curated record. The transcript has a single exon. Gene Ontology annotation, cellular component: COPII-coated ER to Golgi transport vesicle; endoplasmic reticulum. Bases 1 to 1500 code for a protein of 499 amino acids.